CCACUCACUCUCCCCGCGCCGGUGGAAUGAGUGCAGCCAGCAUGCAUCGGAGAGAAAUUCAACUGCGUGCACACAGAGACGAAGGCAACCCGCAAGGAUUAUAGCAACCGCACUUUCUGCACAUUUUUUGGACUAAGUAACAGGAAAACAAGAAGACACGUGGGUUUCCAGUAGUGUGAUAUCCGGCUAGGUUGCGUUGCAAUGGAAUAUGCACAUCAAACGCUCUCAUCUAAGGAGACAGAUGAGGACAGGAUGAGUAAGACACCCCCUAACAGAAGAGGAAUAACCUUCGAAGUAGGAGCACAACUAGAGGCCAGAGACAGCCUCAAAAACUGGUAUGCUGCCAACAUAGAGAAGAUCGACUAUGACGACGAGAAGGUCCUGAUUCACUACCGUCAGUGGAGCCAUCGUUAUGAUGAGUGGUUUGACUGGACCAGCCCCUACCUGAGGCCCGUGGAGAGGAUCCAGCUGAGGAGACAGGGACUACAGGAUGACUGUCCUGUCCCUGUAAGCCAUGGAUUCCACGUGCAUGACAAGGUUCUAGCCAGUUGGUCUGAUUGCCGUUUCUACCCUGCCAAAGUUUUGUCAGUGAACAAAGAUGCAUCCUACACUGUCAAGUUUUAUGACGGAGUAGUCCAGACAGUAAAGGAGAUUCAUGUAAAGCCAUAUGUUAGAGGGCAAAGAGAAGUAGGAGGGAAGCCAGGAUCCGCUGACAGGAACAGAGCCAGAAAGCCCCGGAACAAGAGAGACAGGAGGCCUCAGGAGAACGGGGGCUUGAAGAGGAAGAGAGCCAGACGCAGCACUUCUGACCAGGAAGACGACAGCAACACGGAGGACGAGGAUGAUGAGGAUGAGUGGGAGGAGAGAGAAGGAGACGAGACUUGCAAGAGGAAUGACAGUGACGAAGAUGGUACCAAAGAGAGAGAGGUUCCAGUGAAACAGGAGGAGGGUGCCCAGGAAGCAGAACAGAACCACCUCAGGGAGCCAGCGAAAGAGACUGAACACCUAAAUGGCGUGAAAGAAGAGGAGGAGAAUGGGCAAAGUGAAGGACAAUGCAGUCAUCUUUUGAAUGGAGGAAUUGAGAAAGAGGAGGUCGAAAUGAUGUCUGAACACAAAUCCCAGAUCGAUGAAAGCUCGCAUAAUGAAACUAAGCCAUCCACUGAAUCACCAAAUCAGACAUCACAGACAGUGCCUGGCACAGUGGUAUCCAUUGCAUCCACCAAUGAAAACAAGGAACAGGAGGUAGCCACCCAACCAGACACCUCUAAAGCAGAGGUGCAACCAGCCCCAAUAGUAAAACCCGUUAGAAAGCAAGGGUUUCACAACCCCAACCGCUUCAGCAGAGAACCAUUGUACAGAGUCAUCAAAAACCAGCCUCCACCAGUCUUGUCCAUCAAUCUGGACCACAACCCAUUUAAAUGCAGCUCUCCAGGAUGCACUAAGUCCUUCCGCAAGGCCAAACUGCUGCACUACCAUAUGAAGUACUACCACGGGGAGGACCAGCCUCUGGAAGAACUCAGCCCCACCCAAAGUGUCCAGACCCGGGCCUCAGACAAGCAGACGUUCCCCAAUAACCUGGAGAGCCCCAAAAGGAGGCGCACCAUCUCUGCUUCAAUGUACUCCACAGUGCAUAAUCCCUACAUAGUUCCACCAUCUCCUCGCAGUGAGGUAAAGCCAGCGGGCCGGCGCACGUCAGCUCCCCCUGCUGUCACCGCCCAGGGCCAGCAGCAGAGGGCGCUGCAGAGGGAGAAGAGCAAGGAGAACCAGCUGGACAGGAACGGAUGCAAAACACUGGAUGGGGAGAAGAGUGGUCUGGAUGUAGUGCUGAUGAAAGAAAGAGACAGACUUAAAGAUAAGAAACCAAAAGACUUCCUCCGCAUCAAACUCAAGAAAAAGAAGAAGAAAAAGAAGUCUAAAUCUGAUGAGGAUAGUGUCAGUGAUUGGUCGACUGACAGCUGUGGAUGGAGUGAGGAGGAGUAUGGGGAGGAGUUGGAUGUUACUACUCCGCCAAUGAGUCUGGACUCUGUUACCUUGGAAACAAGUGACCAGGAGAUAGUGCGCUGCAUCUGUGAGGUGGAAGAGGAGAAUGACUUCAUGAUACAGUGUGAGGAGUGUCUGUGCUGGCAGCAUGGAACCUGCAUGGGCCUGUUAGAGGAGAAUGUUCCAGACAAGUAUGCCUGCUACAUCUGCAGAGACCCACCAGGUCAGAGGCAAAACCUGCGCUUCUGGUAUGACCGCGAUUGGUUGAGCAGCGGUCACAUGUACGGCCUGUCCUUCCUGGAGGAGAACUACUCCCACCAGAACUCCAAGAAGAUUGCUGCCACCCACCAGCUGCUGGGGGAUGUUCACCAUGUGGUGGAGGUGCUGAACGGACUCCAGCUCAAGAUGAGCGUCCUACAGAGCCAGACCCACCCAGACUUGCGUCUCUGGCGCCAGCCCUGGAAACGCACAGAGAGGCCCUGGAAGAGGGGAGACUCGUAUCCGGGGACAGACACGGUGCCGUCUCCCAUGGCGACGGAGGAGGAUCGGGCCCACAGUGAGGUGUUGUCCGCCGCUCUGGAGAAGCUCAGCAGAGCCACCUCGGCCUCCUCCUCGUCCUCCUGCUCCUCGCCCUACCAGUCCUUCCAGGACUCUUACAUCAGCAGCGAGCACUGCUACCAGAAGCCGUGGGCUUACUACCCUGCUGUGGAGCAGAGGCUGGUGGUGGAGACCCGCCGGGGCUCUGAGCUGGAGGACAGCCUGAGGAGCACCGAGGACCUGCUGGAGAGGGAGCAGCGCUACGGGGGGCUCCUGGACACAGACAAGCCCAAAGCCCUCAACACCAUCACCAAGGCAUCAAACGGUAGUUGCUGGUCCCAGACGGAGGUGAAGCAGGAAGAGGGCGUGGUGUGUGGCGGGGCCCAGGACAGCAGUGGGCAGCGUCAGCAGUGGCAGAUCAACCUGCUGGACCACAUAGACGCGGUGCAGGACGACGUCACACACAGGAUGGACUUCAUCGAGAGGGAGCUAGAUGUGCUAGAGAGCUGGCUGGACUACACGGGAGAGCUGGAGCCCCCAGAACCCCUGGCCCGGCUGCCUCAGCUCAAACAGCGAGUCAAGCAGCUGCUCGCCGAGCUGGGCAAGGUGCAGCAGAUCGCGCUGCGCUGCGCCACGUGAGGGCGCCAGAGAGCAGGGCCUCGAGACAGCAGCGCCGCCAUCCCACCCCGUGCUCAGCAACCAGACGAUGCAGAGAAACACUGAGAUGAACGUUCACUGGUCUGCAAUUACAAGGGUUGGAGGGAGGAGAUGCGUGGGGGGAAAGGAGUGGAGAUGUAAAUGCAUGGUAGAGCGCCAUAUGGCAAGAGGCUCCAAAGAGGUAUUUGAUCUAAAAAGGGAAUGCACUGUGUAAAGCAAGCAUUCUGUUAGACGAUCAGACGCACAAUAGGUGAUCUCCUUGUCAGUGCUAUAGGAAGUAAACAGAGCCAUGGGGCUCUUAGUGCAAAUCAUAACCUUAUGAAUGCCUUUGUAUGAGGAACUGUUAAGCUUGCCCUCAACAUUACCUUGCUGUACUGUAUAUUCAAAGACCUCACCUGAACUCUGGAUGAACACGCCUAACUUCAACAUGGCAACUUCUUUACUGAUUGAACAGCCAUAUGAUUAUCUAAACCAAUACCCUUGUGUUUUCUCGUUAUUGUGAAGUGCUUAGAACUUGAUUUUUUUUUCAGAUGCAUAUAAUUAUUAAGCUUAUAUGUUUGCUAAUGUGGACUUUAACAAAGCACAAGCUUUGACUGAAACAUGAAGUAAAGCGUUUAUUCUCAUAUAAUGGCACUGUAUGAGUACAUUGUUUCUGUAAAAUUUAUCUCUACCUUUACGGAAUUGAAUUCCACAGCAGCUUCAGGGAACCAAGGUUUAGUUUCAUAACACACUGUGAAGUUAUUUUUGUCCAAAAUCAAAGGGGAUUGAUGGCAACAGAUUAUUUGAUUUCAUGUUAUUUUUGUGCUGGGUUUGCUUUUCUUGUACUAUAUUGAUGUUUAUAUCCCAUUUUUCCAUUUCCAACUGCGAUUGUUGCAUUCAGCCUUUUGACUUACUGCAAAUAUUCUAUCUGGAGAUGUCAUGAACCUAGAAUCUUGUGGCCUGUUGUCAGUGAUAAGACUCCUGUGACAUGAUUGUACAUGUUGUUUUCCUAUACAUGUUUAUUGUUUCAUCUGUACUGUUUAUUUGCAAUAUUUUGUAUUGUGUGUUAAUACAGCAUUCAAAAAUGGUCUUUUGGGACAUCUUUGUAUUGAAAUGAAAUGUAUUUUUCAACAUUCAUGUCCAAAAAGGAUCAUUGUAAUGUAGGCCUGUGUACUAAAUUGUGAUGUUGAGGGGGGAAAGUAAAAAUGCUGGUACAUAAAUAAAUUCCCUUUGAUUAAAA
Molecule: messenger RNA, 4393 nt
Organism: Osmerus eperlanus (European smelt)
Lineage: Eukaryota; Metazoa; Chordata; Actinopteri; Osmeriformes; Osmeridae
Gene: phf20a
Product: PHD finger protein 20, a
Exons: 18
Coding region: 202-3156 (984 amino acids)
Biological process (GO): regulation of transcription by RNA polymerase II
Cellular component (GO): nucleus; MLL1 complex; NSL complex
Source: RefSeq, a predicted model, not a curated record